CCUGACAACUCAAAGUUCGGUGUGGAUCGGUGCAUGGUGGGUUGGAUUCUUGGUCGCGGCCGUGAUGGGCGGUAUCGUCAGCAUACCCAUGGCCGCUUUUCCAAAACACCUGCCAUCAAUGGUCGGCACUGCCGUUACUGUCUUUUCGGUGAAAUUCUUCGAGGCCGAAUUCGCUAUGACACCUUCCAGGACGGCCGCUGCUCUGGGCAGCGUACUGAUUCCGGCAGGCGUAACCGGUACGUUGAUAGGAGGCGCCCUGGUAUCCAAGCUGGACUUGACCGUUCGCGCUAUGUUGAAGGUGUGCUGUGCCACGAGCGUCAUCUCGUGGCUAUGCAUAUGGAUAUUCAUUCUGCACUGUCCGAACCCGCAGUUCUUCCACGGGGCAAUUCGGAGCAGCAACCGCAUCGUGGACUUCACCAGCGAGUGCAACAAGAACUGCCACUGCGAGGCGACAAUGCUGGAUCCCAUAUGCUCGGUCGAGAACGUGGUCUACGCGUCGCCUUGCUUCGCCGGCUGCGUCACAAAAGAGAUCAUGCCACACCCAGAUGACCCAUCCUGGGAUCUCCAAGUGUACAAGAACUGUUCUUGCGUGCCGACCCCGCUUGGAGCUCCAAUGGAUGAAACCGUCUACGAUUUCGAUGCGACGCGUGAGAAGUGCUCGACCAACUGCAACCUCCUCGUUUACUACAUGGUCGUCAUGUUCAUCUGCGUCUUUUUCAGUUCCUUCAGCGCAGCUCCUAUCAUCACCGUCAUGAUACGCUGCGUCGAGGAAAAGGAGCGAGCUGUGGCAUUCGCUGUCAAGUGGGUCAGCGUCCGCCUCCUUGGCAACAUGCCGGCUCCGAUGUUGCUAGGCUCCGUGAUCGACGGCAGCUGCCUGCUGUGGCAGGAGGUGUGCCAAGGGCGCGGCGCCUGCCUCCUGUACCACAACGAGUACCUGGCGCAAAGUAUGCUCGAGUUCCUGGUGCCGGUCAAAACCGGCUCCGUUAUACUAUUCUUCGCCGCCCUCAUUACGAUGUCCGAUGAAGAAUAAAUCG
This is a messenger RNA of Rhipicephalus sanguineus (brown dog tick), 1034 nucleotides long. RefSeq names its product solute carrier organic anion transporter family member 4A1. Gene Ontology annotation, molecular function: protein binding. Bases 65 to 1030 code for a protein of 321 amino acids. The transcript is spliced from 7 exons. Gene Ontology annotation, biological process: transmembrane transport; sodium-independent organic anion transport. Lineage: Eukaryota; Metazoa; Arthropoda; Arachnida; Ixodida; Ixodidae. The record is from RefSeq and is a predicted model, not a curated record. Gene Ontology annotation, cellular component: membrane.